AUGUUACCUCCAUGCUUGCCGCACUCCGAGCCGGCUUCCUCUUCAACACUUCUCGACACGGCUUUCAAUAAUGCCUUGAUUGAUCCCAGUCUUCUGGGUCUCCAGGGGAACCCGGCAUCUUGCACUGCAACCACACUGCUUGGCCAGGCAGUCCAACCUAGCGAGGAAGAGGGAGAUGGGAUCUGUCCGGUGAUUGAUGGCUCGGGGCGGCGCGUCUCGCGGGAAGCGUUCUUGGUCCACCUGCAAACAUACAAGCGCAAGGAACGGCUGCGAAGCGCAUGCCAUGCCUAUGGCCUGUCAGCGCCGAAGUCUGCCAACCUAGAGGCCUUGCGCGCUCGGUUGCUCUCGUUCUGGUAUGGGUUUCAAGCAUCGGGCUGCAACGUCCCGGGUGCCUUCCCAAGUUCAACGCUAGCUUCCACGCUCAGUGACACCCCUCUCCCUCUGUCGAGUUCCACGACACUGGGCUCAGCACCGUCGACUUCCGCAUCUGCUGACCAGAGCGGCUUUGACGAUGAGGACACCCUCGUAUCUCAGUUCGAUGUUGAGGGUCAUGGUACAGCCCUGCUCGGAUACGACCGGGACGGUCUUGAUGAAGAAGAUGAGGACCUUGACGAUCCAGAAGACACGGGCUCCGACGAGGCCUUCCACCGGUUUCAAACAAAGACACGCGUCGACGCUGCCCAGCGUUUUGAAGACAACCGGCGUGCAGGAGGCAAGAAGACUCAGCAGGCAAACGUUAAGGCAUGGAAGAUAUUCCUGAAUGAAGCGCUUGCAAAAGGGCACAUCCGCGAUGAUAUUGUGGAUGAGCAUGCGCUCCUCCUGUACAUAAACUGUACAGCAGAUCGUUGCAAGCGGGAUCGAAAGGGCGACGCGAUCUUGGGUACGCGCGUAGGCGCAUCACAGAUAAAGAAGGAAUUCUUCGGUGCAUUGCGUGUACGCAAGGCUCAAGAGGCGCACAAUCCAUCACUGGCUCGUAAGCGACCGGCAACUACAAUGAGGGUGUACGAUCUGGUCAAGGCGCGCAUGGAUGAAGCCCUGCGUCGUGCACGGCUUGGCCUUAUUCCAGCGCAGGAUGCACCAGACAUUAUCGCCAAUACGUUCCUUGAACAGGUGACCGAUGACCAGCUGUUUAAGAUCCGGCUUGGGUUCUUAGAGCAUUGUGAACUCCAUAGCACCAUCAAAGGGUUCCUUGCGUGGACCCUCUGUAGCGCAAGUGGGAAACGUGGUGAUGAUAUCCGUGCAUUGAAGUUAUGUGAACUGCAGCCGUACGUCCUGGUACAUCCCGACAAACUGACACAUAUCUCGGCGAUCCUCGGACUGCAGGCUGAAGACAAGACGGGCCAUCGUGGCAUGAAAACGGUGCGAGACUAUGGCAUGUUUUCUGCACCUGUGAUGGAUUCUGAGUGCAUACAACAGAUGGUCAACCCGCGUUAUACGUGCUGGAUUGCCCACCGAGACCCGCAUCAGUGUCCGCUUGGCGCGCUCACUUUUCUCCUACAUUUCGUACAUGAUCAGUACGAACUCGGGCGGAAGCUCGACAUCCAGUGGACAGUGAACAAGACCUGGCGACAAGUGCGGCUGAUCUUCGGAUCGUCUCCGAAUACUCCGUACAACGAGCACAACCUGUACAAUCUCUACUGCCAGGCAUUCAAGAAGGCGGAGUUUGAGUCAGGAAUCAAGGCACACCUUCCGCGGCAUAUCCUAGGGUACCAGCAAGAGCGGCUUGGUGUCGAUAGUACGGAGACCAUGCGGCUCGGGUGGGCGCGCGACACCUAUACCGAUGUGUAUGCACCGUCGCUCCCAAAAAAGGCAAUUCUUGCAUGCCACAGGUACAUGGAUCAUGAAGACUAUGCUCCCACCCGUUUGCAGGUACCUGUACCGCCUGCUUUCCUUGUACGCAUGUGUCCGAUGGCAGAGGAGAUUAUCUCUUCCGUUGACGGCGUUGCCAACCUUGUCGGCACAACAAAUCACUGGAAAAUGGUGGUUGGGCUGCGGCCCCAUUUAUUCCUGUGUGCAGCAGCGCUUUACCAGGUCAGGCCUGGAUCGCCCAUAUUCCGUCUUCCCGCGCUUGCGCACGAUGACGUGAAGCUCUGGAUGAAGACGGAGUUCCCCUCGCAAAUUCUCACGCUGGACGCCAGUGUGGGCGACCCAAUCAGCGUAGAACGUCUUCAGAACGUACUCCUGCGUCAAUCAUUGCAGCACGUUGUUGUCUUGCUCCAGGGUCAACGUCGUGAAGUAGCCCACCUCCAUGCGGUCAUAGACCGGCGGACUGCAGCAUUCUCACCGCCCAGGAUUGACAUUACGACAAGUCAUGAACCUACCCGAACUCGGGGAAUGGUGCUCCAAUUUGAUUUGUCCAGGCAGCUAUCUCUCCUGCAGCUUGAACCGUCCGUGUUUGUCGACGCGCAGACACGUACCCGCCAGGAUAGCGGAGUAUACGAAGCAGAAGACUCCACGUUGCGUGCGUUUGUAGCGCCAUCUCCAGCGUCGCCAAUCCUUGGACGGCAGAGGACUGAAGUCGACCUCGUGCUUCCUCCAUCUGCCGCGUUCACAUCCCCUGGUCAGCCGUUGCGUCUACCCAACUUCGGAAAGGGGUCGGUUACAUGGGAGGCUGUCUUUGGCAGCAUCAGACAACCGUCCUACCUGUGGGAUGUAUGGAGGCCGUCGCGCACCCUUGACCGCUCAACAAUCCAAGAUUUGUGGGAUUGUUAUAACACUGGUGAGAUCAUGAGAGAUGAAGGCGGUGCUCCGGUUGCCAUGAAGCCGCCGCUCCGUCUGGUCGAACAGCGCUUCCUUUCAACGUGGUGGAAGACUGCAGCGGCUCGGAAGGCAUGGCAGCGUCUCCGAGAGAUCCCAGAGUGGAUCGAGAACACCGCAAAGGUGCAAUGUCUCACCCCCGAGGACGCCAUCGCUCUGCUAGAAGAACGCCGCCAUUCCAAAGGACCCGCUGGCUCUAAGGGUUUGAGCACGCUCGUGAGUGAGCUCGCAGAAGAGCGCAAGAGGCAAGUCAUGCACACUCCAAACGCUCCGCAACCGAGCAACACUUCGCCGUCUCCUAGCCCACGGACAUCUCCCGCUCCACCCGGAAGUUCACAGCCGUCAUCCGCCAGCUCGGGAAGCACUGGGAAACGCAAACGCGCACCCGCUGUUGGCGCUAGGAGUAAGAAGAGGAAGCCCACGCUAGCCCUAGCACGUUAG
Molecule: messenger RNA, 3198 nt
Organism: Trametes versicolor FP-101664 SS1
Lineage: Eukaryota; Fungi; Basidiomycota; Agaricomycetes; Polyporales; Polyporaceae
Exons: 15
Coding region: 1-3198 (1065 amino acids)
Molecular function (GO): DNA binding
Source: RefSeq, a predicted model, not a curated record